This is a messenger RNA of Panicum hallii, 2334 nucleotides long. Its product is annotated as dol-P-Glc:Glc(2)Man(9)GlcNAc(2)-PP-Dol alpha-1,2-glucosyltransferase. Gene Ontology annotation, biological process: dolichol-linked oligosaccharide biosynthetic process; protein N-linked glycosylation. NCBI's taxonomy places the organism in Eukaryota, Viridiplantae, Streptophyta, Magnoliopsida, Poales, Poaceae. The transcript has 8 exons. The record is from RefSeq and is a predicted model, not a curated record. Gene Ontology annotation, cellular component: endoplasmic reticulum. Gene Ontology annotation, molecular function: dolichyl pyrophosphate Glc2Man9GlcNAc2 alpha-1,2-glucosyltransferase activity. Bases 293 to 1813 code for a protein of 506 amino acids.
AGUCGAGUCCGAGCCGAAAGCCCGAAUUCCGAGCCGGAGCCGAGCAACGACGAUCGCUGCGGGCUCCGGCGGCGGCGAGACCACAGCACCGCCGCGUCGUAGAAGCCGCCCCGCCGGGUCGUACUGCGCGGGAUACUGCUCCCGAGUCAUUCCCGACGCUGGGUUCUCCUGUUCCGCAGCCUCCGACGGUCUCGUGAGUCGUGAGGACCGAGGGAAAGCAUCCACGGGCGCAGGGCUGGAUCUGAAGAGGAGUUGUUGACAAAUCGGAGGGCCGAGCCGGUCGUCUCGGCGGAUGGGAAAGCUGGUUGUCGCAGCGGCCGUGGCCGGGUGGGCGAUUCCGAUCGCGGCUUUGGUGAACUCGGUCGUGCCAGAGCCAUAUAUGGAUGAGAUCUUCCAUGUUCCUCAGGCACAGCAGUAUUGUCAUGGAGAUUUCUUGACGUGGGAUCCCAUGAUCACCACCCCUCCUGGCCUGUAUUAUGUUUCACUAGCAUAUCUUGCUUCUUUCUUUCCUGUUGCUUGGAUGUUUCGGGUAGCAGAAACAUUUGACGUACUUUGCUCCACAACAGUUCUCAGAUCAACUAAUGUUAUCAUGGCAAUGGUCUGUGCUGUUCUUUUCCAUGAUCUGCUUUUGUGCAUCCGGCCAGGAAUUGGAGAGAGGAAGGCAACUACCUAUGCUAUUCUUGUAGCAUUGUAUCCUGUUCACUGGUUCUUUACCUUUCUUUAUUACACUGAUGUCGCAUCAUUAGCUGCAGUUCUUGCAAUGUACCUGUUCUGCUUGAAGAAACACUUCUGGAUCAGUGCAAUGUUUGGUGCUUUUUCAAUACUUUUUCGUCAGACAAAUGUAAUAUGGAUUAUAUUUUUUGCUGCCAAUGGAGCUAUCUCAUACAUUCAAGAUCUGUACCCCAAGGACAAUGUUUCUCAUGAGAACAUUGAAGCAACACAUCAGUCAGACAAAGUAGUGUCUGGCAGGGAUAACAAAACUGCUGCUCAAGGUUUGAGAAGGCGGCGAAUUAAUAGUCCCAUGAGUAAGAAGGUGGUUGUUUCUGAAUCUAGUAAACUGUACAACAGUCUUGCAGAGGAAGUUUGGGACAUCUGCUUGAAGUUAUGGAAUUCGAAGUGUGAAGUUUUGAUUGCCUUUGCACCGUUUAUAUUUGUCAUGGUGGCAUUUGUUGCAUUCAUAAUUUGGAAUGGUGGUAUAGUACUAGGUGCUAAGGAAGCUCAUGUUGUUUCACCCCACUUUGCACAGUUUCUGUACUUCGGUCUAGUUUCAGCUGCUGCCCUCCUACCAUGGCAUUUUACUCCCAGUCGAAUAUUGGACUUGUUCCACUUGUCUGGAAAGAAUAAAACCUGCAGUUUUCUGGCAGUAUUGAUGGGUUUUGGUUUAAGCUUCAUUGCUGUACAUUUCUUCAGCAUUGCUCAUCCGUAUCUUCUUGCUGACAAUAGACACUAUACCUUCUAUAUUUGGAGGAAGGUUAUCCAAGUUAACUGGAUGAUGAAGUACAUGUUGAUUCCACUAUAUGUGUACUCAUGGUUCUCAAUCAUAAACAUCUUAGGGAAAACGCAGAAGAGGGUUUGGGUGCUAUCAUUUGUUCUGUCAGUUGCGCUAGUUCUCGUACCUGCCCCAUUGAUUGAAUUCAGAUACUAUACAAUUCCAUUUGUCACACUGGUUCUUCAUUUUCCAGUAAUUGGCAACGGCAAAUUGCUUGCUCUGGGGUUACUCUAUGUGGCUGCUGACUUGUUUACUCUGGUGAUGUUUCUGUUCCGACCAUUCCAUUGGGAACACGAGCCUGGGACGCAAAGGUUUAUGUGGUAGAUUAGGAUGAAGCACGUGAAUAGAGCAAGCUUUAUUUUACCAUAGUUUUGAUAUGAACUUCUAACAGGGCAGUUAAGCAUAAGUCUGUCUGGCCUAUUUGGGUCAUUGAGUGAAUCUUUGGGAGAAACCUAAACAACAGAGUGUCAGUUUCCUUUUCAUGUACGCUAGGUGUUCCAAUUAGCCAUUACACAAGUCAAAAGUGGACACCAGAUACAUUGUUAAUUGCAUGGCUUUCAAGGGCAACAGCAAUACAAGAAGUGUAGUGUCACACCACAGGUGCCUGUAGAAGUGAUACUGACAAUUUUGACGAGGUUGUCCUCUUUCAGUCCAUCUCAGCUGGCUGAAGGAAGAAGCUUUGCACAUGGACAGAUGGUUUAAGCUAAUAGCUAGCUGGUUGAGAUGAUUUUUUCCUAUUGAGCGGCUGUAAUUGAUAGAAUGCUUGUACCGUUAGCCGAUACCAUCUGGGACCUUUGUGCUUGCGAUGGGUUCAACAUUUGAUUUGAAUUUGGGUUUUGGCUGCA